Molecule: messenger RNA, 2335 nt
Organism: Centruroides sculpturatus (bark scorpion)
Lineage: Eukaryota; Metazoa; Arthropoda; Arachnida; Scorpiones; Buthidae
Product: dymeclin-like
Exons: 15
Biological process (GO): Golgi organization
Cellular component (GO): Golgi apparatus
Source: RefSeq, a predicted model, not a curated record
AUGUGUCGUGUCGAUUAUCGGCUGUUUGAUAUUUCUUAAAUGAAUUGGCAAUCAGAUGUGGAUUAUCUCGUAUGGUAGAUCAACGGGUAGAUUUAUAAUGUAAAAUUACGUGGAAAUUUUAAACUGAGCAUUUUUAGGAUGGGGGUUUCAAGUAGUUCGUUAAAUGAUCUUCAAAAGAAUGAAUAUUUACAUCGAUUCUCAGGAAAAGAAUCUAUUUCUCCUAAUGACCCAUUUUGGAAUCAGUUUUUGUCUUUUACUUUUACUCCACCUCAAACAUGUGCUGAUUGUCGCCUUUUGGAAGAAAGUGUUCAACAAGUAUUAAGGAAUUUACUUACUAACAAUCUUCAAACAAGAAAUUUUAAUUCAUUAAUUAAAGUGUUUCUUCUUCAUGCAGCUGAAUUGAAAGUAUCUACACAGUGUGAGAAUUCAGUAUUCACAUGGCAAACAUAUAAUGCACUUUUUAUACUUCGUUGUAUCAUCAAAUAUUUUAUUGAAACUAUAACGGAGGAGCAUGUUAUUAAACAGUUUCAAGUUAAAUCAAGUACGAAUAUUGAGGGAAAAGAUGAUGAUGAUGCUGAUGAUGGAGUUGAGCUGUUAGAAAGCUUUAUAAAUAGUCUUCUUGAAAUUAUAGUUGAUGUCCCUGUUAUAAAUAUUACUUAUGCUGUUACUGUUGAAGCUAUAAAUACGCUCUUAGUUAUGUUAUCCGUGCAAAUGUUUUCUAAAUCAACAACAAAAUCUAUAAUUUAUAAAACUAUAAUGCAAGGAAAAUGUGCCAUUCAUGCAUUUUUAGUAAUAAAGGUUUUAUUACAACAUUAUUAUCAACAGCAGAAAUGCCCACCCAAUUUUCAUUCCACUUCAAGUAGUGGAAGCAUUAUUCUUGGCUUGGCAUCUGGAUUAUGGAAUGUUCUUACAUUUGGUUAUGGUAAAGGAUCAGGAAAUGCAGGAAAAUCUGUCAUGGAAGAAGCAAUACUUGCCAAACAAAGUUUACUAUUAUUAUUAGUUUUAGUAAACCACUGUACAAAUGAAAAAGAAUUUCUUAAUCCUUAUCGUCAAGCUUUAUUCUCAUUUACUAAUUCUCAAGAUUCAUCAAAUACAAGUCUUUCAGUUGCAAUUCCAACUUUCAAGCUAGAUUAUACUAAGCUUUAUUCAACACUUUCAUCAACAUUAAGUGAUGAUCAAACCACCCUUUUAUUAUAUUUGUUACUACAUCGCAAUAUACAAUUUAAAAAUUUCAUUUUAUCCAGGACUGAUGUGGAUGCUUUAGUUAUACCAAUAUUAAAAAUAUUAUAUAAUGCUCCAGAAAGAAGUUCUCAUAAUAUUUAUAUGGCAUUGAUAGUAUUACUGAUUCUUAGUGAAGAUGAUUUAUUUAAUGAAUCUAUUCAUGAUAUUAUAUUAAAAAAUAUUAACUGGUAUACUGAAAGAACAAUAUCAGAAAUUUCAUUAGGAGGACUCUUGGUACUGGUAGUGAUUCGAACAAUUCAAUAUAACAUGACAAGAAUGCGUGAUAAAUAUCUUCAUACAAAUUGUUUAGCAGCUUUGGCAAAUAUGUCAAAUCACUUCAAAAGACUCCAUCCAUAUGUAUGUCAAAGAUUUUUUUCAUUCUAUGUAUGUCUUAGUGUAGUUUUAGUAUGAUGAUGCAUAUUUGUAUUAANAGUAUUACGUAUGGUAUUAGAAAUCUUAAAUUCUUGUUUAACUGCUCAACUUGCACAUAAUCCAAAUCUUCUGUAUACUUUAUUAUAUAAACGUCAUGUGUUUGAAAUUUUUCGUACUCAUCCAACUUUUCAAGAUAUCAUUCAAAAUAUAGAUACAGUUUUAGUAUUCUUUUCAUCAAAACUAGAAACAGCUGAUAAAAAUUUAUCAGUAGCUGAAGUUUCUGAAAUUAUAAAACAGGCUACUUUACAAUGGCCUUGUGAUAAAUUAAAAAAAUUUCCUGAGUUGAAGUUCAAAUAUGUUGAAGAAGAGCAGCCAGAGGAAUUUUUUACUCCUUACGUUUGGUCAUUAGUAUUUCAAGCUUCGAAUUUAUAUUGGAACCCACAGCAUAUAACUUUGUUUAAUCCAAAUAAAGAAACUUGAAUGAAAUUGGAUUAUAUCAUUAAAUUACAGAAUCUAAAGGACUGUUAAAAAUUAAUUCAUUUAUCAUUUAUAUAUAUAUAUGAUAAAUCUUAAUUAAUACUGUUAUUUUUAUAUAAUUAAUAUUUAAUUCUUUGAAUUACUAAAAGUAGCAGGACAAGAAUUUUUUUAUUGAACAACUUUAGUGAUCUAUAUUAUUACUGUAAUAUUAAUACAGAAAUGUUUUAUUAGUCUAUGUAUUCUAAAAAUUAGAUCAAAAUAAUAU